GAUUUUUUAUAUCCUUUCUUGUGUUCUAGUUUUCUUUGAGGCUAUUUCGAUUCAAAUGAAUGUAUUAUGGAAAAUUCACGAGAGCAGGAGAUUUGGGUUUAUAGCUAUGAUUGUAGACUGUAGUCACAAAACGAUUGUUCCUCAAAAUAAUAUGUUAUGGUAGUCAAAUUCAACAGUCUCAUCGUGUCCAACCUCAUGUCUUACAACUUUGAGUCACUCAUUAGUGAUAUAUGAAUUAUCACUAUUUCAAGAAGCUAAAGAGGACUCAUGAUUAUAGUGUACAUGUACUGUAGUUUAGGAGGGGCUGCAGCUCCUCUCAGUACUUAGGCUCCAGGUUUUAACAUGUGAUUACAUAUAGUAAGCAAACUUAGAAAGUGGCCAAAUGGCAAGGUAUCAGGUAUGAGCCUCCUCCUUCCAUGACUACUUUAAAUUUCAAGUGCUUGGAAGCUAUUGAAUGCUUUCUUAAUUAGUUUCUCUUUUUUUUGUAUCACUUUAAAAUUUUGGAUUUACCAACUUUUGUAAUAAACACGACUCAAAUGAACAUUAUCCCGCUUAAAAUGUCAAAACAAAAUUAGUUCAUAGAUAGAAAUCCAUUCUGAAACCAAAGUGCCCACUCUAUCCUCAAUCAAUCUACAAUAAGAUGACAAGGAUGUGUUGGCAUUGAAGUUUCGUCUGUCCAUUGUUGUGGCGCACAACUAGAGAUGACAAUUUUAACCUGACCCGUUUUAUCCGAUUUGUUUGGCCUGUUUUGGGCGGGUCCAAUCCGCCCUGUAGGCGGGGCGGGGCGGGAAUGGGUACCUCUCGUCGACCCGACCUGCCCUGACCCGCCCCAUCCUCGACCCGUUCUUGUUUAAAUUACAUGUAAUCUUAGUCAAAUUACUUAGAAUUUUCUUCAUAGUACCUCAUAUUUUAGCUAUAAUAAAGUUAUAAAUAAGUGAAAACCUCAAUUUCUCCAAUACUUUAACUACAUUUUAUCAUAUUAUGAUUUAUUUCUUGGUCUUUUUAAUGAAAAUAAUAAAUAUUUGUUAAGUUUUUCACAUAAAUUACAUGUCCAUUGGGCCGACCUGCCCCGACCCACACCCCAUGAUAAAUUACCCGACCUGAACCCGACCUACCACGAAUUGGGUAUGGAUAUCGAGAUAUCCAGCCCGGACCUGCCCCUUCUCAUUCCUACGCACAACCAACUUAAUUGGAGAAAUUAUUAGUUUGCCUUUUGAACCGUUUUAUGUGGGAAUUCCAAUCCCUUGAUGAAAUGGGGAAAUUAGGUUAUCGAAAUGGAUUGUUAGAUAGAGCGUCAAAGAAUUGAAGAUGGUGGCUAUGGCCUGAGGUAAACGGAAGCAUGAUUAUGCUGCACCAGCCAGCCAGCCAAAUCAGAAUUCGUGGCUGUAAACAAGGCAUUAGGAAGUCGUGGCGCCAGCCAAAGCAGCAAGCAAACUCAUAUGUGAUGGCAACCGAGUCAUCAAUUACGUUGACCCCAUUUUCAGAGUUGGAGACCAAAUGUUCGGUCAAUCUCUAAUGCACAAACAACUGUGUGGUCUAGUCAUCCAUUGGUUUUUUCUUUCGAUAUUGGAUAAAGUGUAGAGAAUCAAAUAUACCGGUCCAUCAAUCCAUGUGACGAACUCGACAACAGUGAUUUAUCGUGUGACAUAGUAAAAGGUGAUAAAUUACAUGGCUAGCAAUAUGAUGUGGUAAUAACAAAUUUCACGAAAAGGUACUGCAAGCGCUCAAUCUCAUCCGUCCAUUUUUAAAAAUGAGAGAUAAUGAAUCCAAGGCCCAAGAGGUGGGCAGUGAAAUUGACAAUCCACUUAGGGGUUGUGAAAGAUCUCAUCCCUCUCCAAAUUUCAUUAAUUCCAUAUUUAUGAAGAAAACUAAUAAUUUUUUUUGUAUGAAAGCUAAGUAUAAUAUAUGUAAACACUAAACACCGAAAUUGUAUUGAUAAUAUAUGUAACAGUGUUUGUGAGAUCGUACCAGCAGUGCGGAUGGAAAAACUUUCUAUUGGAGGCUAAAUUGGUAGGUGGUUUAAUGGUAUAAAAUGAUUAUAGCAUAAUUUAAGUAUAAAACAUUCUUUCGUUAACAUUUUCCAUACAACCUCCCACUAACAUUUGCUUUUAAUUCACAGAUCCAGAAGCAACCAGAUUACCGUCCUUCAAUUUUGGUCUCAAUUAUCUCAUUGAACAGUGAACUAGAUAGUAGUGUGAUGCUUAUGGUUCUUAAUUCUUAUCGACAACUUUUGCUUCUUUUUCUUUUCUGCAGCCAUUAGGGUUUCUGGAUGUGUACUUAAGUGGCUAAUACAUAAGACUGCGGUCUCAAUUAAGCCGCGUCCACAUCAAUCAAUCACACGCUCAGGCCAGAACUUAAGCAAAUCAACUUAUAAUUAGUAUCCAGUUCAUCAUAAUACCGCUAAUUGACGAAAUUAGCACGAUGAUGUGAAGUAAUCCAACGAUUUAUUGCUGGCUUUGGAGAAAGUGGAAAAUAUUAAAAUGCCGUCGACAGAUUGGAAUUUCCACAAUGAUUAGCUACCUUGCUCAAGCUCCCAUGGCGUAAAUUGAAAUUGGAAGAAGAUUAUCUGGUGAAGUAAAUGUAUAAAUAUAACAACUUGCUCUAGGUAAAUUGCGACAACUCUGAAGAUUUCAAAUAUGUUUUGUAUUGAAGUUUAUAUUUCUCGUGAAUGUUGUGGUCGAAACCUUGGAUUCACACUAAUAGCAUUUUAGUUGUGAAUCUGAAUCCAAUGAAUUUUUGAAAGCGCUUCUCUUGAGUGAUUCAAUCAAUAAUGUAUAAAAUUCACGAUACCUCAUUAUAUGUAUAUGAGAAUGUGAUUUUUAUCAAUGUAUUCAAGUAAUCAUCUUCUACAAAUUAAACCAAGCAUCCCAAACAAGGAUCCUUCCGCAAAUGCAUCCUUUUUACCAAUCCACUUACUGAAAUAUAUAUAUAUAUAUAUAUAUAUAUAUAUUCAAGUCUCGAUGGUCAUAAAUGAAAUAUGUUGUUUUUUUAUAAAAGAUAAUCAUAUAUUGAAUCAAAAGAAGAUAGUUACAUUCUGGAUCGAAGCCAGGCCUGAAAAUCAAACAAACGACAAGUAGUCGGAAACAAAGUAAGGGCCUUUCUAGCCACCGAAUGGGCUACCCUAUUGCUAUCCCGACCUACAAACCGAAUACUAAAACCCAUCAAACUCCUCAAACAAUGCACAAUUUCUUCCAGAACCACCCCAAUCCUGCUGUCCCUGGUCACGCCUUGGUUAACUUUGUCAAUAAUAAUCUUGGCGUCACCUUCAAACAAAAUAUUCUGGAGACCAAGGCGUACACACCAGAAAAGAGCUUCUCUGAGAGCAAGAGCUUCUGCUACCAAAGGAUCAUCAAUCGGAGGGAAUUGGCAUCCAUGAUCCAGAAGCAACCUGUGGCGCGCAUCAAGCAAAACCAUUCCAGCACUCGAGUGAGACCCCGCCCGCGUAGCCCCAUCCCAUUUACAAACCACCAAAGGACUCGACGCCGGAGGAUUCGUUAUGGGAUCAACUUGGGGCCUAUCCUGUGGCAUCCUGGUACCCAUCACAUUCCCUCAUUCCUCACACUGCUGAUGAUACUGGCGCAUCAAAGCCGGGAAACAAAACUGCUUGCCUUCAAAGACAACCUAGUUCCGAGACUUCCAAAUCCGCCAGAGAAUGACAACCACCGACAUAAAAACCGAGGGCUGCUGAAUAAUGUUUAACAAUCUCCUGAGGAAUAGGGGAAAAGUAUGGCGGGGUAAUCCUUUCCCCAUAUGCUCCAGCUCCGAGUAGUCCCACAGGGUCCGGGCCACCGUACAAUCAAAGAACAAAUGCUCCAUUGUUUCCAAAGCCCCCCCCCCCCCCCAACAGCCCAACAGACCGGACAACGAGGGAGAACAGGGGCCCGUUUUUCAAUAAGGGCUUCCGUGGUCAGGAGGAUACGAUGAAAGAUCUGCCAGACAAACACCUUCAACUUAGGAGGGAUGUUAGCCUCCCAAAGUCGAAUCCAGCUAGCUCUAUCCAUCCAACUGGCCGACGACCGCCAAAGGCAACUUCUUUUAUCUAGAUCAACAGCUAGAUGAUAGGCGGAUUUAACAGUAAACGUCUCGUCCGCCGUACCAUGCCAAAUUAGUUUGUCCUCCACAGAGUGCCUUGGCAAAGGAAUAGCCUUGAUGCGUCGGCAUCAGACCAACCACCCCCAUUCGGCUCCAUAACCUCCUCUACUCGAGGGUCACCCCCCUAUGGAAGGACUAGUGGAUUAGCCACUGGUAUGUCAGGGUGGAGUAGGGGAAUCCAAUUCGACCCAAGAAGUGACGCUUUUCUCCCAUCCCCAAUCUGCCAUCGAAGGCCUUUCUCGAGCAAAUCUCUCCCAAACACCACACUUUGCCAGCCCCAUGAACUUACCCUUAUAUACUUGCGCCAGCAGGGAGGUGGGUUCAUUGAGGAUGCGCCAUCCGAUUUCAGCCAAUAAGGCCUGGUAAAACUGUUCAAAGCGGCGGAAACCCAUCCCCCCAUCAUGUUUACUACGACACAUAUUCCGCCAGGAGACCCAGCGGAUUCGUGACUGAUCAUUCGUCCCACCCCACCAAAACCUGGCGACAUGUUUAUCAAUCAAUCUACAAAGGGACAAAGGCAGCUUGAAGCAAGACAUUACAUGGAGGGGCAGUGCCAAGGCAAUGGAUUUAAUAAGAGUUUCCUUCGCAGCCCAAGAUAAUGUACGUUGCUUCCAUCCUUGUAAUUUUUUGAGCAAUUUCUCCUCUAGGUAGCGAAAGGUCGCCAUUUUUGAGCGGGCAAUUAGAGUUGGGAGCCCCAGGCAUGAACCCCCACAGCUCCUACCCCCAUAACUGUCGCCAAAAAAACCUGGUCCUCCUCGUGGUCUAUAUUCUUGCUAAAACAAACAACCAAUUUCUCCAAGUUCACAGUUGGCCACUCAAUUCCUCAUAUUCGUUCAAAACAUCGAGCAGAUUUUCACACUCCUAGAGAUUACCCCGUAGGAAUAGGUAAGAAUCAUCCACAAAGAAUAGAUGAGUAAUACGAGGAGCACGGGGGGCAACCCUCACACCUUCCAGUUUCCCUUCCGUUAUGGCCUUGCGAAGAAUAGCCGCGAAGCCUUCUGUACAAAGCACAAACAGAAGUGGUGAUAAAGGAUCCCCUCUGCCGGAGUCCGCGGGAAGACGAGAAAAACCCCGAGGGAGUGCCAUUCAUGAGAACUGAAAAAGACGUAGACCGUAGGCAUUCCUGUAUCCAUCCUCUCCAGACCGAGUUGAAACCCAUUUUCUCCAAAACCGCUAGAAGAAACGGCCAUUCGACUCUGUCAUAGGCCUUUUCCAUGUCAACCUUCAGAGCCAUGUACCCUUUCUUACCACGGGUUUUGAUUUUCAAAUAGUGCAUCAACUCGUGACCGACUAGGAUAUUUUCAAUAAUUUGCCUUUCUCGAAUAAAAGCAUUCUGACCUUCCGAGACAAUUGAAGGUAAAAUAGUCGCCAAUCUAUUCAUAAAAAAAUAGUCACCAAUCUAGCCGCCAUGAUUUUAGAAAUGAUUUUGUAGACGAAUUGGCAUAAGCUUAUUGGGCGCAAUUGUCUCAUGGUUUCAACAUUUUCCACUUUGGGGAUUAGUGUAAGCCAAGUGUGAUUAAAGCUCCUAAGCAUCCUACUGGAAGAAAAGAAGGAGCAGACCGCUUUAAUCACCGAAUCCCCAAAUAUGUUCCAGUAAGCCUUAAAAAACUUCCCCGUGAAACCAUCAGAUCCAGGGGCCUGCUUAGAACCCAUGGAAAAGACCGUUUAUCUAACCUCUUGGGGUAAGACUUCAGCUGUCAGCAUAUUGUUCAUCUCCUGUGUCACAUUUUGGGGAAUGGGAAGACUUCCCACCCGGUUUGACAUAUUGGGCACUUGGUUUUCCGAGGUGAAUAAAUGUUGGUAGAAGUGAUUGGCAAUAUCAGCCUUACCUUUCUCAUCUGUAAUCCAAUCUCCCUCUUCAUUCCGGAGACCAGCAACAUAAUUCCUUUUCCGUCUGGUCUUUGUGACCGUAUGGAAAUAUGAGGUGUUUCUAUCACCUCUCUUCAGCCAGUGAACACGGGAUUUAAUAUGUUUAUCCCUCCACGUUUCCGACUUUCGCCUUUCUAUUUCUUUUUCUAGUCCAUCAAAGAAAUAUAUAAUUUAUGUUGUGCAAGUAUCUUAAUUGCAUAUGGAGUCAUUUAGACCUUGUUUAAAUAGUUGGAUGAUUGAAAAUGAACCAUUUAAACUAGUUUCGACCAACAUGAAAAUCUCAAUAUCGAUCUACCUCAAGAAGUCCGCUCAUCAAUAUUAUAUAAAGACUUCAAAAUCGAUGUACACAAGACUUAAUGUAAAUAGAACAUAUCAUACUCGACUCAUUGAAGCAUCUUAUUCGAUCUAAAACUUCACAUUGCAUUUUCCAUAUUUCGGGUGACCUUCAUUAGGUCACAUUUUCUACAUUGAUGCAUAGACUUAUAUUAAUGGCCGGGUUUUUUUCAUCAUCACAAUGAAUGAACUUACCCAUUUAAUUGCUAUCUAGUUGGUAUAUCACUUUCAUUCCUUCACAAUCCUGGCCAUAGAUUAUGGUGUGGGCAAUUUAUGCAAGUCCUAACAUGAAAUUAAGUAAAAGAUGGUGGAGUGAAAAGGGAUCAAUAUAUUAAAUUUCCACCAACUAUCCCAAGUUUAGAAAUCUUGACAACCUGGUCCUUCAAAUCAAAAGAUUCUCCCACUCAGCAAGAUAUCUUGAUUAAGCAAACAAGUUAGGACAGGCUGGAGCCACCACCACUACGCCAGUUCUAUAUUACUAUGCAUGAUUUGAUUAGGGAAAGGAAAAGAAUAUAAAUGCUACUUUUGAUUUAUUUUUCCUAGAUGGAAUGUUGCUUUGUUUGAUUGGAUUUGCUUUAUUAUGGAGAUAGUGGAGGAAUUUGAUUUGUUUAUCAUGAUUUUGUGGAAAACGAAUUUGUAAAAUUGAAUAAAAUUUUGAAACUAGUAUUCUAUCACCUUGAAAGGAAAUUAACUAUGGGAUCAUCCAAUGAAUUGGAUUGUUUUAA
Linum trigynum is the source of this 7019-nucleotide messenger RNA. The record is from the annotation of a GenBank genome assembly. Lineage: Eukaryota; Viridiplantae; Streptophyta; Magnoliopsida; Malpighiales; Linaceae.